Messenger RNA from Hyla sarda, 4040 nucleotides. Its product is annotated as probable cation-transporting ATPase 13A4. Gene Ontology annotation, cellular component: late endosome membrane. Gene Ontology annotation, molecular function: P-type transmembrane transporter activity; ATP binding; polyamine transmembrane transporter activity. The transcript has 30 exons. The record is from RefSeq and is a predicted model, not a curated record. Lineage: Eukaryota; Metazoa; Chordata; Amphibia; Anura; Hylidae. Bases 33 to 3638 code for a protein of 1201 amino acids. Gene Ontology annotation, biological process: polyamine transmembrane transport; intracellular calcium ion homeostasis.
AGCUCUGCACUGUGGUAAUAGUACAUGAAGGAAUGGCAGGAAAGCAUGCUGUGCUCAAUGAAGGAGAGGAGAAUGAAAUGGAAAUAUUUGGAUACAAAUCAGAGAGGUGGAGGAAAGUUCUCUGUUUUCUGGGUUACAUAUUUUCCAUAGGACUACUUAAAUUGUUAUUUUAUUGGAAGCCAGAGCUAGAUGUUUGGUGUCACUGUGUUCCAUGUAAUUUCGCAGAUGCUGACACAGUCUUACUGCAAAAAACCGGAGAAUUGAAAUACUACAUAAAGAAGUCAGUGAUCCAGGUCAACCUUAAAAGAACAAAACCUCGGCAUCCAGCUAUUAGGGAUGAAAAUUCAUUCAUAUUCAAAUCUAUAAUAGAGCCAGAAGGCAAGGUGAGAUACAUAAAGGUGCAAAAAAUACGUUACGUAUGGAUCCCCUCUGAAGGAAAGUUUUUGAAAAUUGGUGUUCUGGAGGAAAGCCUUUCUUGCUCAGACAUACACUCGAAAUAUAGUUCAGGUCUUACCAAAGAGGAACAGAAAAUCAGACAACAAAUCUGUGGACUAAACACCAUUAUAGUGAAAAUCAUUCCUGUGUGGAAGCUGCUGACUAAAGAGGUUUUCAACCCAUAUUAUGUGUUCCAGGCAGUUUCGUUAAGUGUAUGGAUUGCUCAGUCAUACCUUGAAUAUAGCAUGGCUAUUUUACUUAUGACCACCUUGUCUAUUUGUGCAACAGUAUAUAAUUUAAGAAAGCAAUCAAUAAAACUGCACAGAAUGUCAACAUCCUACAAUAGCAUUUUGGUUUCGGUGCUGCAUAAAAAUAGAGAACUUGAAGAAGUAGAGUCUCAGUCCUUGGUUCCAGGUGAUGUCAUUGUCUUGUGUGGAAACAAGCUUUUCUUACCGUGUGACGCCAUAUUAAUCAGCGGAGGGUGCACUGUGAAUGAGGCAAUGUUAACUGGUGAAAGUAUUCCUGUGACAAAGACAGCGCUGCCAAAAGUUACCAACUCCAUUCCAUGGAUGACACACAGUGGUGAAGACUACAAAAAACAUAUCCUUUAUUGUGGAACUGAGGUCAUUCAGACUAAAAGAAGUGGUCAAGAUCUAGUAAAAGCUGUUGUCCUACAAACUGGAUUCAAUACUGCAAAGGGAGAUCUAGUAAGAGCGAUUCUGUAUAACAAACCAAUUAUUGCUAAACUGCACAGAGAGGCCAUUAAGGUUGUUAUGGUACUUGUGGGAUUUGUAAUAGUUGCAGCUAUGUUUAAUGCAGCUUUGCAAGCAAAGAAUGGGGUCAAGGUUAAUACAAUUGUACUCCAGUCUUUUUUAAUGCUAACAGGUGCAAUAAAUGCAGCCCUCCCGGCUUCUAUUACAAUUUGCCUUCUGUAUGGUGAAACAAGGCUGAAAAAACAAGGUAUCUUCUGCAUCAGUCCUCAAAGGAUCAAUUUAGCUGGGCAGCUGAAUCUUGUAUGUUUUGAUAAAACUGGCACUUUGACAGAAGACAUAUUGGAUUUGUACGGUGUUCUUCGUUGUGAGAAAAGCUGUUUUCAGGAUAUGAUAUGUUUCACUUCUUCUAAUAAUCUACAUUGGAGCCCAUUGCUUGAAGCAAUGACAAGUUGUCACUCACUUAUCAAAUUGGAUGGAAAAUUACACGGUGAUCCAUUAGACAUGAAGAUGUUUGAUGGUACAGGUUGGGAGCUUGAAGAUUGUAAGGUGACCAUCAAAGAAGAAGAUGAUUUAUUAAAUAACAGCACAAUGGUAAAACCUGGGCCUAAUGCUGCGGAGGCACCAGUGGAAGGAAUCUUUAUUCUGCACCAGUUUCCAUUCUUAUCCAGUUUACAGCGCAUGUCUGUGAUUACUCAGGUUAUUGGAGAGAGUAACAUGACAGUGUUCAUGAAAGGAGCACCUGAAAUGGUUGUUCGAUUUUGCAAACCUGAAACAGUCCCAAACAACUUCUCUAAGAAACUUGAGCACUACACAGCACAAGGCUUCCGAGUAAUAGGGAUAGCAUAUCGGUCACUAGAAAAAGAAGGUCUACCAAAGUUAUCUGACAUAGACAGGCAAGUAGUGGAAUGUGACCUCACAUUUCUUGGCUUCAUGAUCCUGGAAAAUCGUCUUAAACCAGAAACCAAUGCAGUACUAGAAGAACUCAGUGAAGCCAAUAUUAGGGUUGUGAUGGUCACAGGUGAUAACCUUCAGACAGCCGUGACUGUUGGUAAAAAAUCUGGUAUGAUACCUUCCAGCAGUAAUAUUAUCAUGUUGGAGGCUUGUGAACCUGAUGAAGAUUCACCCGCUUCUGUUACAUGGAAAACUUUAACUGAAAGUCAGGCAAAUGGAAACCAUGAAAAGGCAAAAUCACAUAGUAAUGUUGUUGAAGGAUGGAUUAAUAUUCCUACCACAGUGGGAGACUUUCACUUUGCAAUUAAUGGAAAAUCCUAUCAAGUUUUGACUCAACAUUUUUCUAAUUUGUUGCCAAAAAUAUUAUUAAAUGGAACCAUUUUUGCGAGAAUGAAUCCGAAGCAAAAAUCAAGUCUUAUUGAAGAGCUUCAAAAAUUAGACUACUUUAUUGGCAUGUGUGGAGAUGGAGCUAAUGACUGUGGGGCACUUAAAAUGGCUCAUGUGGGAAUUUCACUGUCUGAACUAGAGGCUUCUGUUGCGUCUCCAUUCACUUCCACUAUUGAAAAUAUUGAAUGUGUUCCAUUGCUUAUCAAGGAAGGUCGAAAUAGUCUUGUUACAUCAUUCUCCAUCUUCAAAUUCUUGACCAUGUUUCAACUUACGGCACAAGUUUGCACAUUAUUUCUUUUUUGGAAACAAACCCUUCUUGGAAACUACCUGUACAUCUGGGAAGAUUUUGCUUUCAACUUAACAGUUGGCCUGACAAUGAGUUUAAACCAUCCGUCCCCAAAGUUGGCUCCUUACAGACCCUCUGGACAGCUCCUCUCUCCUCCUUUAUUACUUUCCAUUUUUGUGCACUUUACUUUCACUCUUCUUGUCCAUUCCACUGCUUUCUAUUUGCUUCUACAACAGCCAUGGUUCAAUGAAACAGAUGUUUUCAGUGCAUGUCUUCCACAAAAUUACAGCGCAGGAAAUGUUAUAUUGAGAGAGCAUAGAUAUUCUGAGAACUAUUUUACAACAACAGUGUUUCCUAUAAACGGCUUCCAUCUAAUUAUUCUAGAAAUUGUGUUUGCCAAAGGGAGGCCAUUCCGACAGCCUUUAUAUACCAACUAUCUGCUGGCAUCUAUCAUUGUAAUUCAAGUUGCAUCUUAUUUGUUUGCUCUUUUUGCUGAUAUUGACACCUUAUACACUGCUAUAGAGCUUGUUUGUACCCCAUACUCCUGGAGAGUGAACAUCUUGAUCAUGGUCCUUGUUCUCUUUGUGGUAUCAUAUAUUGCAGAGACAUGGUUUAUUGACAACAGAAAACUCUGGCUCUGGAUAAAGAGAAUAUUCAAUUACAAAUCAAAGAGCCAAUACAGAAAGUUACAAAGAAAACUGCAGAAAGAUCCAGAGUGGCCUCCACAGAACAGAACGGACUAUGCUAUCCAACAUGCCUCUGUAGAGGAAUGCGACAUUGUUUCUCGCCGUAAACCCCGUUAUUGCGCUGCGCCAAGUCUUAAAAAAGAAUCUGAACAAACACUUGUGCUUAAUUCCUAUGUAUAAACUUAAAGGUGUACUCCAGUGAAAAACUUUCAGACAGAAAAGAAAUGUAAAAAAAAAAAAUUACUUUCUGUGGAGCAUACAGCAGCUGAUAAGUAGUGGAAUGGUUACGAUUUUAUAAAUAGAAGUAAUUUACAAAUCUGUUUAGCUUUUGGGCACCAGUUAAUUAGAACUUUUUUUUUACCGGAGUACCCCUUUAAUAUAUUUAGAUAAAGAGAGGUUCAAAGGCUUAAUGUAAUGUAAUGUUAUGUAUAAAAUCAAUCUGAAUAGAACUGCGAACAAAAGCACCUUUCUACGUGUAUCUCAGUGUGUCUAUUCCAGUAGGUGACGGCUUUUCAUGCUAACGUAGCUGUCUGUGCUUUAAGGUCAGUGCUACUACGUAUCACAGUCACUUGCAUAAUAUCA